UUCCCCUGAAAAAUUUCCUAUAUAAGCCCGACACAAGAUCUAUAUCUUCACAACUUAACUCUGCAGAUCAAAGCUCAUCAUUUGCUCUCUUAAACUUUAUUCUUCUAUACAGAUUAUUAUAAUUAUAACCCAAAGGUGAUUUGAAGAGAUGGUUUCUAGCAGCUCCAAAAUUCUUUUUAUUUGUUUCAUUGUAAGUACUAUGACUUGCUUUGUUGCUUUGGCGACUGAUAACAAUCCUCUUCAGGAUUUCUGCGUUGCUGAUGCUAAUAGUCCAGUGUUGGUUAAUGGAUUAGUUUGCAAGGACCCCAAGGUGGUAACUGAAAACGACUUCUUUACUAGCGGAUUGAACGUGGCCGGUGACACAUCAAAAAAUCUGGUGGGAUCAAAUGUAACAACAGUUAAUGUUGCCAGGAUUCCUGGACUCAACACUCUCGGCAUUUCUCUUGUUCGUAUCGACUUUGCACCAUGGGGAAUCAAUGCUCCACACACACAUCCUCGUGCUACUGAAAUUCUGACAGUCAUUCAAGGUACACUGAGGGUUGGAUUUGUCACUUCGAACCCAGAAAACCGUCAUAUCACCAAAGUCCUUAACGAAGGUGAUGUGUUUGUGUUCCCGCAAGGACUUAUCCACUACCAACAGAAUAUCGGACAUGGGAAUGCAGUAGCAAUUGCUGGUCUUAACAGCCAAAACCCUGGAGUUAUCACCAUUGCCAAUGCUGUGUUUGGUGCCAAUCAAGACAUAUCCGCUGAUAUUCUUGCCAAGGCUUUCCAACUAAACAGAAACACUGUCAAAGACUUGCAGAAGCGAUUUGAUUGAAGAUGAUUAAUUUAAUUACCUUUUUAUAUUUAUUAAACAGAUAAUGUGUUUGGCUGUUCUGUUUAUUUAUUGUUUAGUGUUAUCUGACAUUGUUGCUUCUCAUUCUUGCGUUGCAAUAUGCUUAAAUAAUAAUCUCAUGUGAUGGUUUUAUUUUAUUUAA
This is a messenger RNA of Daucus carota subsp. sativus, 977 nucleotides long. RefSeq names its product putative germin-like protein 2-1. Gene Ontology annotation, cellular component: cell wall. Lineage: Eukaryota; Viridiplantae; Streptophyta; Magnoliopsida; Apiales; Apiaceae. Gene Ontology annotation, molecular function: manganese ion binding. The transcript has 2 exons. The record is from RefSeq and is a predicted model, not a curated record. Bases 149 to 817 code for a protein of 222 amino acids.